Messenger RNA from Oncorhynchus keta (chum salmon), 4399 nucleotides. RefSeq names its product calcium-binding and coiled-coil domain-containing protein 1-like. The record is from RefSeq and is a predicted model, not a curated record. Bases 174 to 2150 code for a protein of 658 amino acids. NCBI's taxonomy places the organism in Eukaryota, Metazoa, Chordata, Actinopteri, Salmoniformes, Salmonidae. The transcript is spliced from 15 exons.
ACUAUGUGAUGCAUGUGUUUAUGUUACUGUUCUAGGUUAGUGGAACAGUUGAGCCAAAGAGACGCCGUUAUGCAUCUUUAAAAUCGUUGUUUUCUGACACCGUUUUCUGAUAGUGACGGCUCAAUUGGAUACCAAAAAGGCCAGAAUAAGUCUACCUGUGUUACUGUGUUGCCAUGGAGAAGGCUUGGAGGGUGGAGUUUAGGAACGUGGGUAGUAGCUACUUCCCUCAGAGCCGCGUGGAGUGCCACUACAGUGUCAGCUCACAACAUACCUGGGCCAGCCAUGACUGGGUCGGACUCUUCAAGGUGGGAUGGUCGUCAGUGAAGGACUACCACACCUUUGUCUGGGCCCUGGCGCCGGCAGGCUACCAGGAGGGCACAGAUGUCAACUGCUGUGUCCAUUUCCAGGCCUCCUACCUGCCCAAGCCCAGUUCCCAACAGUACCAGUUUGUGUACGUGGAUGGGAAGGGAGAGGUGUGCUCUGCCAGCCCCCAGUUUACCUUCAGUGCCCCCAAGCCUCUGGAAGACCUGGUCACCCUGGAGGAAGGAGCCCACGGAGAGGAGGGAGGGACUGACAUGCUGCUGGUUGUACCCAGGGCUGAGCUACUGCAGAGUCGCCUGCAAGAGUGUCUGCGUGAGCGGGCUGAAUUGAUCCAUGCGCGGGAUGGGGCAGAAAGGAUGAAGCAGAGAGAGAAGGAGAAGUACGGGAAGGCGAGAGAGGCUUGGGACAGAGGACGUGAGCAGCUGCAGAGGAACAUCUCUGAGCUGAAGGAAGAGCUGCAAGAGAGCAGAGACAGGAUGGACGAGAUGGAGAGGAGGCAGGAGCAGGUGGAGGCGUCAGGGAAGGCCUUGGCUCAGGAGAAGAGUUCCAUACUGGCCAAGAAAGCAGCCAACAAACAGCGAAUCAGAAAGCUGGAGGAUGACAUUAAAGCGCUAACUCUGAAAGCUGUGGAACGAGAGACUGAGCUGGAGAGGAUGAAGGAGAGGGACAAAAAGCAAGCAGUUCAAAUGAUGGAGGAUGAGAAAGAGAGGAAAGUUCUGCAGCUCAAGCUGGAGCAGACCGAGGGGGAACUGCAGAGCCUGUCUGCUGAGUUCCAGGGUCUGAGGAGCUCCCUGGCCCAGAGAGACACACAUGCCCUGCAGCUACGGGAUACCAUCACCACCCUCACACACAGACUCAACAUGGCACAGAGGAAAGAGGCGGAGAGCGAGGCCUCCCUGGCUGAGAUGUGGGGCCUGCGGGAGUGUCAGGGGGCCAGCGAGCGUGGUGCUGAGGGCCUGAAGGAAGAGCUGUGUGCUCUGGUGGCCCAGAGGGACCAGGGCCAGGCAGAGCUGCACCAGGCCAGGCUCCAGGCGGCACAGCUCACCCUGCAGCUAGCUGACGCCAACCUGACUCUGAGGGAGGGCAGAGCACACUGGGCCCAGGAGAGACAGAGCCUGCAGCAUACCACUUCGAAGGACAGAGAGCGUCUGGAGAAGCUGAAUGGAGAGAUGCAGCGGAUUGAGGAGAAGCUUCAGGAGGAGAGGAUGGAGAGAGAGAAGGUGGAAGUAGAGCUGGGAAGAGAGAAGGACUGUAACCGGGUGCAGCUGAGUGAGACACGCAGGGAGCUCCAGGAGCUGAAGGCCAGUCUGAGGGUGGCCCAGAAGGAGAAGGAAGAGCUGCUGCUGGAGAAACAGGACCUGAUGGAGUACAUGUGUCAGGUGGAACAGAGGAUGGAGGCUGUGGCAGACGCCAGGUGGAGCGCUGCAGUGUUCGCCCCCACCAGUCUCCCUGACAGUUCUCUGUCUGACUCUGAGGAUAAAAACCCUGAGGCCCUGCAGCCCCCUCGCCAGCCCUCUCUGUCCUCCCGCCCUCUGGCCCAUUACAGCCUGUGUGACCCCCAGGCCCAGCCUGACUCCCUGCUCCCCUCCACCCCCCCUUCCUCCCCCAGGGAUAUGUCACGGCCCCUCUCCCGAGGGGGCGUAGUCAUCAGCCAGCCCGCCCCCCUUUCGUUGCCAAGGCAAUCAGGAGAUACCCUGACACACAGCUCUGAUUCGGAGGAGGAGGGUGACACAGCCCUAUGUGGAGGACACAGCUCUGGAGACGAGACAGCUCUGCUGCUGCCUGAGACCACUGUCCUCAGUGACCUGGCUGAUACCUCUCAGUGGUAGAAUGGCGAUGCAGGAUCAGAUCUACACCAGCACUGGCUGUUUGGCCAUUCAGCACACAAGCACACACACUACAACUCACCUCUACUCUUGACAAACUAUGUUAAUAUGCAAUUUGCUUUUACAUUUUAUAUGAACUCUUUGUUUGAUGUAUGACUAUAAGGCUGUUGUGUUGCCCCCAUUAUACUUAACCUGGUGUUAAGAAUGACAUAAUACCUGUCGUAAUAGCUGAAAUCGUAGUUACGACCUGACAUUGGACUGUUAUAAAGUGUAAAACAUUUGACAUUUUAAAGGGUUAAUUCGAUUUGAAAUAGUAAUGUUUUAUAACAGGGUUAUUUCAGUUGCAGGAGGAGUUGAUGUUGUGAGCUUUAUGGAUUGUGUCACUUUAUGAGACAUCAUGACUGGUCACUAAUUAACAUAAGUCAGUUAUUGAAGGCUCCCUCUCUGAUUUCAGUCGAGCCAGAAACAAAUACUGUAUAAUUGUUUCAACGUCUCGUCUCCUAGAAAAGAACGAUGAAAAACAUUGCAUUUAUUUGUUACAGUAUAUUCAUAGUAGUCUGGUUGAGUCAGUCUGGUUGAUUAGGCUGCAUUCACAGUUCUCUCCAUUUCAAAUCUAAAAGUUGCUUUUAAUUUUUCUGUCUGCGCAGCAAACUUUUACCUCUUCAGAAUACUGUAAUUAUAGUUAUUGAAACACACUACAACUAUAUUAGAAGAAUAAUUGUAAAGUACUGACACAUAACAUGAUUUUCCUCAUAUUCAAACCUAAGAUUUUAUAUUAUAAGCACUUUCUGUUCUUCAUUAUUAUUUGAUUCUUGCUUUAUUAAUGCUGUCCUAGUGCUAGUUGAGAGGAUAAUUACAGACAGAGAAGCAUCUGAAAUGGGGAAAACGGUUGGGGGAAGUUUGGUUAUAGAGAGAUUAAUCAAGAUGAAUGGUAGAGCAGAAUGGUAGUUAGAGUGGUCGGAGUGACAUUUUAAUGUUCUCUCAUGUUUUUAUUAAUCUCAUAAUAUAUUCUAUCCUCAUCUACAUAAAGCUAUUGCUCCUGCAGGCUGGUAGCUGUAGAGUCCCUGCAAUAAGAGCAUACAUCAUACCACAUUUGAACCUUAAAUCAGUGUUUGGUUUUAAAGCUAAAUCAAUGUAUUUGUUAUAGAAGAAGUAUUUCUAGAUGAUCAGUUUUAUUAGACUAGACGUACUGUACAUGGUUAUGCUUAAAGCUCUGCUUUAGAGUGAUGCAGUUCUACAUUUGUGCCUAAAUAACAAAUUGGGAAAUGAAUAGUCUCUUCUUCAGCCAAGCAUCAUCAGUCUGGCAAACAAGACUUGUAAACUAAGGAAUCUCAUGAUAACAUAAUGUAAUAUAUAGAUACAGAUGUUACAAGACUUGUAAACUAAGGAAUCUCAUGAUAACAUAAUGUAAUAUAUAGAUACAGAUGUUACAAGACUUGUAAACUAAGGAAUCUCAUGAUAACAUAAUGUAAUAUAUAGAUACAGAUGUUACAAGACUUGUAAACUAAGGAAUCUCAUGAUAACAUAAUGUAAUUUAUAGAUACAGAUGUUACAAGACUUGUAAACUAAGGAAUCUCAUGAUAACAUAAUGUAAUUUAUAGAUACAGAUGUUACAAGACUUGUAAACUAAGGAAUCUCAUGAUAACAUAAUGUAAUAUAUAGAUACAGAUGUUACAAGACUUGUAAACUAAGGAAUCUCAUGAUAACAUAAUGUAAUUUAUAGAUACAGAUGUUACAAGACUUGUAAACUAAGGAAUCUCAUGAUAACAUAAUGUAAUUUAUAGAUACAGAUGUUACAAGACUUGUAAACUAAGGAAUCUCAUGAUAACAUAAUGUAAUUUAUAGAUACAGAUGUUACAAGACUUGUAAACUAAGGAAUCUCAUGAUAACAUAAUAUAAUAUAUAGAUACAGAUGUUACAAGACUUGUAAACUAAGGAAUCUCAUGAUAACAUAAUGUAAUUUAUAGAUACAGAUGUUACAAGACUUGUAAACUAAGGAAUCUCAUGAUAACAUAAUGUAAUUUAUAGAUACAGAUGUUACAAGACUUGUAAACUAAGGAAUCUCAUGAUAACAUAAUGUAAUAUAUAGAUACAGAUGUUACAAGACUUGUAAACUAAGGAAUCUCAUGAUAACAUAAUGUAAUUUAUAGAUACAGAUGUUACAAGACUUGUAAACUAAGGAAUCUCAUGAUAACAUAAUGUAAUUUAUAGAUACAGAUGUUACAAGACUUGUAAACUAAGGAAUCUCAUGA